GUUGGAGGCGAAGGUGAGUGUUCUCUCCUGCUGUAGCUGACUGGCAAAGCAGAGAAAAGCAAAGAGGAAGGCAAAGCAGACAAGGCAAAGUCGCCCUUAUUCUUGCGGUGCUCGCUUCCGAGGCUCGCGGGUGCUCGUCUUCCGAACAUCAUUUUUACGAGUCGUCUUUUCGCGGUGGUAAUUGUAUCCAUUUGGAAAGCUUACUAGGUCGUUUGUAGUGCCCGUCAAUUCUACUCGUCUGCGUCGCAAUCUCCCAGUCUAGGCUAAAGUUACUCCCAGCGCUAGCGAGCGUCAGGUCACAAAACCGGCAAAUGGUCAGGUCUCGUCUGCAAAUGGUUUCUCCGCAAGAAACGACCGUUUUCCGCCGGCGCCUCGAAAGUGGAGCGCUCGUGUUGGCGGCAGCGUUGGCGCUGCUCCUCUUGCCGUGCGCCGAUGCCGCGCGGAACGAUGUCUGGCCUCCCCGGACAUUCUCCGCCGAUCCCUCCCCCGUCCCCCCGCCGGACUGGCGAGACCUCCCCUUCCUGCGCCAAGACAGCGCUCGCCGCAACCUGCUGAGCGGCGCCGACGUGUCGCGUCCCUCUUGGAUGCCCAAGAGCGAAUACACCCUCCCCUGGAUGCUGGGAGAUCGAAAGCCCCUCUUCCCCGCGGACCCCUCGGAUGGUGGCGCUGACGUUGCAGAGGCGGCGGCCACGUCAUCCGGAAACGACGGAUGGCUGGGGGCUAACGGUGCAGGCGUUGCCUCUACCGCCGCUGCUGCUAGCAGUUGGGCGGGCGCGGGAGCGGGCGCGGGUGGGGGGCCGGCGGGGAGAAGAGUAGGAUUGGCGCAGAGAAGGGGGGUUUGCUCCCCCGUUACCGCGUCGACCCCGCGCAUCGUCGUUACAACGGAGGCCGACUUCGUGAAGCGGCUCAAGUUUUCGCGAAAGACGACGGUCCUGAUGACGCUGAAAGCGGAUGUGAUUGUAAAGAAGGGCAUCGUUUUCGGCCCGUACUACUCGUGCACGAUCCUGCAGGCGGACGUCACGGGCAACCGUACGAUCUCGUACCUAGGGGCCAAUCAACCGAUCCUCCGAUUCGUCGAGACGUUCAAUGUAAUUGUAUGGGGGAUCAACUUCUGGAUGGGUAGUCUUCCAACUUCCCCCGCGUGUGCGGGGCUGCCCGAGCUCGGAACGGGGGUGAUUUGCCCUUCAAUUCAUGUGUACAAGUCGUUCGGCAUCCAGAUCGCGCAGGGUUACAUGUGGGGGCGAAUUGACAUGUAUCGCACGAUGAAUUCGCGAAUCGACGGCAUGGCCAUCACCGGCGAGUUCCCGUUCCUCAAGAGCCCCGGGUCGGUGCGAAUCGGGCUGAGCGGGCUUGGCACCAGGGCGAUUAAGUCGGGAAUCGUGCUCUCGAACAACGACAUUUACGUGGUCAACACGCCUGUCUACAUGUCCAACGGCGCCGUCGGCGUGCAGGUCGUGAACAACUUUUUCCACCAGUUCACCGGCAACGGCGUGCAGUGCGGGUCGGCGCAGAACAACGCGGGCAGCUGCAUGAUGACGUUCAUCGCGCGCAACUGGUUCUUCCCCAACACCACCGUCACCGCCAAGACCGACAUCUCCAACGUCGCCUUCGACACGCACUGGAUCAGCCCCGGCAAUGCGGCUUCGUGCAACUACAUGCUGGGCGGCAACAGCUGCUUCAACCUCAAAUCCCAAGCCACUGGCGUGCUCGUGAUGGGGGGAGCGUGCAUGAGUACUUUUGACGGGGUCAACAUCGACAAUGGCAAAGAGAACAGGAUACAGUACUUAUGGGUGAAAGACUACAGUGCUAUGCCCGGUUCAGGUGUAUGCUCCACAGUAACCACCAUCAACUGCAACACGCCCACCGGCAAACUGUGGGAGAGCCUCCGACUCAAGUACUACAACUCGCCAGCCGUCAACAGGCGCUGGCCCUUCCUGAGCAACAUCUGCAAGUCUGCUGCCAUUGGCCCCGUGCCUUGCAACGUCCCCACGGCUGGAACCCUUAACGCGCAGCAGACCGGCAAGUGCAGCGGGCUGCCCACCAACAACAUCCUCGACCUCGCCCUGUUGGACGGCAGCAAGCUCCCCGUGGCGUUUGAGGGCUGCCAAAAGGUCCCCACUGUGCCUAGAGUCAACCGGUUCACGAGUGUCAGGUACACUUCGGCCAAUGUUCCGACGCUCCAGUUCGUGAAUUAUACCAUUGGGAGCUUGGAGGUGAAGCCGACUUCUCCUAUUUUCAAGACAUGGCCCCGGUUCGUGAAUUGCAAGUACGAGUCUCUUGGACUGAAGACCCGAUCGUAUGCGGCUUACCUGGCGUUCUACAACCAACCAGUUCCUCUGGGGUUCCCUCAGCUGUUGAAGAUGACAACCAGCCACCUGUAGAAGGGCUAGGUAGGAUUUGUUAGUUCGAUUUGCUCAUUGCACUACAUUUACUAAAACCAAACACUUUCCAGUGAUAGGUGGAGUGCAGCCCUUGAAAGUAGAGAUAACUGUAGCAUAAAUGUUUUACAAUUAUUCUUGCGUUUCUGAAAGGCUCGGGGUGAUGACAUCG
Messenger RNA from Closterium sp. NIES-67, 2550 nucleotides. The record is from the annotation of a GenBank genome assembly. NCBI's taxonomy places the organism in Eukaryota, Viridiplantae, Streptophyta, Zygnematophyceae, Desmidiales, Closteriaceae.